Messenger RNA from Coffea arabica (coffee), 671 nucleotides. NCBI's taxonomy places the organism in Eukaryota, Viridiplantae, Streptophyta, Magnoliopsida, Gentianales, Rubiaceae. The record is from RefSeq and is a predicted model, not a curated record.
CAACCCAGUCCAAUGACUUAUUUCGGAACAGACGAGAGCGAGACUGUAAGUAAACACCCCAACAGGAGAGGAGGGUGAGUAUUCCCAACCUUCAAAAAAAAUAAAAGAAAAAAGACCAAUAACCAACGGAAAAAAGAAAAAAGAGAAAUUCUCAACGGCCGAUGGCUGGGACUAUUCCAAUCGCCAUGGAAGAAAAUGAGAAAAUGGUGGCGUUGAAGAAGGCUUACGCGGAGAUGAUACUGAAUACGGCGAAGGAGGCAGCAGCUAGAGUAAUGGCGGCGCAGCGGAAGGCUAAAAUGUUUGAGCACGAUCUGAAUCGCACAAAAGAGGAGGCACUUCGGAUGCUUCUUCGCUUCAAGCAGAUGCUCGAAGACAAGAAUGCAGAAGCAGAGGUUGCAUCCUCGAAUCAGCAAAGGAGGAUUCAGGAGCUUGAGUUACAGCUUGAUGAAGCGGAAGGGCUGAUACUCGACCUUAAAACUAGACAAGGUUCACGAACAGUUAGAUAAUGCAAAAAAGGCUUCAAGUUGGGACCCAAGCACGAGUGUUCAUCAAUGUCCAAGUCCAUUUAUAGGAACUGCGUUAUCAAGUUCUCAAUUUGAUAAUGGCCUUGUGGACAAUCCUGUUUUUGCCUAUAUUGUCUUAGAAAAAAAAGAGCCUGAAUCGCACAGGAA